AUGUGUGAGGAGAAUCAGACACAAGUCACUCAGAUACGUCUUCUUGGAUUCCGAGGUCUACACAAGUACAAGACUCUUCUAUUCAUUGGUCUUUUCCUGACUUAUGUAUUUAUCAUUGUUGGAAACCUUCUAAUCAUCCUUUUAGUGACCACUUUUGACCACCUCAAAACCCCAAUGUUCAUCUUUCUGAAACACUUAUCCAUAGCUGAUGUUUUAGUAACCACCAGUAUUGUGCCCAUGAUGUUGGGCAUAAUAUUUGACGAGGAGGGAAUUUUGCCCCUUUGGGCCUGUAUAAUGCAGUUGUAUUCCUUUGGUAUAUGUGGAUUUAUUCAAUGUCUUCUCAUUGCUCUCAUGUCGUAUGAUCGAUACUUGGCCAUUUGCCAUCCAUUACGUUAUUCUUCACUGAUGAGUCCAGAUCUUUGUCUCCAGCUCAUUAUUGGGUCAUGGUUUUUAGUCACUGUGUUGACAUCAAGUGAGUUCUUUUUUUUCAUACAGUUUAAGUUCUGUGGUUUGAAUUACAUUGACCAUUUUUUCUGUGACUCUGGUCCCAUGGUGGAAUUGACCACUUCAGACAUUUCAAUUUUCAUGUUACAAGACUUUGUUUUUUGUAUCUUUGGGAUAUUUUUUCCAUUUACGUUUAUCAUUAUGACCUACAUUUUUAUUUUCUUCACCAUCCUUAAAAUUUCUUCAGCUUAUGGUAGAAGAAAAACUUUCUCCACUUGUAGCUCUCACCUGAUCACAGUAUGUGUAUAUUAUGGAACCCUAAUUACAGUUUAUAUGGCUCCAUCUAAUGAAAGAACAUCCACUACCAAUAAAUACAGAUCUCUCUUGUACAUAGUAGUGACACCAGUGAUGAACCCCAUCAUCUAUAGCCUGAGGAACAGUGAGAUCAAGAGAGCUAUUCAGAAGAUGAUGAGUUACAUCUUUCAAAAUGGAUGGAAAAGAUGA
Molecule: messenger RNA, 948 nt
Organism: Bufo bufo (common toad)
Lineage: Eukaryota; Metazoa; Chordata; Amphibia; Anura; Bufonidae
Product: putative olfactory receptor 5AK3
Exons: 1
Coding region: 1-948 (315 amino acids)
Biological process (GO): G protein-coupled receptor signaling pathway
Cellular component (GO): membrane
Molecular function (GO): G protein-coupled receptor activity; olfactory receptor activity
Source: RefSeq, a predicted model, not a curated record